Symbiodinium natans is the source of this 1479-nucleotide messenger RNA. Lineage: Eukaryota; Dinophyceae; Suessiales; Symbiodiniaceae. The record is from the annotation of a GenBank genome assembly.
AUGGACGAGAGGCUCCAAACCUACAACAAGCUCAUCUCGGCCUCGGGGCGGGCAUCGCACUGGCCCUUGGCGCUGUGCUUCUUCAGAGAGCUGCAGGACCUGCAGCAAGGCGACGCCAUCAGCUACGGGGCAGCUGUGAACGCGUGUGAGAAGGGAAGUCAAUGGAUCCUUGCCAUCACCCUCCUGAAGGAGAUGGAUGCCGAGCAGUUUCAACCAGACCUGAUCACGUACAGCAGUGCAGCAAGCGCGUGUGAGAAGGCAGGCGAAUGGCCAUCCGCCUUGCACUUGCUCGCGAAGCUUGAGUCGCACCAUGUCUCUGCAGAUGUGGUCAUGCACAACGCCGUCAUCAGUGCAUGCGCGAGUGGUGAGGAGUGGGAGCUGGCCCUAGACCAUCUCGGAGAGCUCUCAAAGAAGUCGGUGCAGAGUACGAUCGUCACAUACAGCGCUGCCAUCAUUUCCUGCGCAAGGUGCGACCAGUGGCCGAAAGCUCUGCAGCUCUUGGCAGACCUCGAGGAGGCCAGGCUCGAGGGCGACGUGAUCGCCUGCAGCGCGGCGAUCAGUGCCUGCGAGAAAGCUGGGCAGUGGCAGCUGGCCCUCUGCCUGCUUGCCGACUUGGACGAGCGUGGCCUCGAUGCGGACGUGGUGGUCUGCAGCGCCGUCUUGAGCGCCUGCGGUCGGUGCCAGCAGUGGCGUCGUGCUCUUCAGCUGCUGGAGGAUCUGCCCAAGCGCCGCAUACGUGGAAAUGUGGUGACGUACGGCGCCGCCAUAGCCGCCUGCACGAAAGGAGAGCAGUGGGAAUGUGCCCUGCGCCUGCUGGCUACUCUUCAUCACCAGGGUCUCGAGAGCACCCUGGUGGCUUGCAAUGCUGCCCUGCUGGCUUGCGAGGCUGGUGGGGUGUGGCAGCACACGCUGCACCUACUUCAGGGGAUGCGCGCCCAGAUCCUGAAGGCAGACCUGCUCACCUACAGCACCGCCAUCGGGGUGGGCGAGAAGUCGACCCACUGGUCCCUGGCUGUUCUGUGGCUCCAGGAACUUGGGAAGCUCCGGAUUCAAAGGGAUGUCCUUGCGUACAACCCGGCCGUCUCUGCCUGUGUAGCUGGGGCGAACUGGAAGCUGGCGCUUGGGGUCUUUGCACAGUUGUCCCAGGAUCGCUUGAACCCCAACGCGGUCACCUGGGAAGCUGCCCUGAGUGCAUGCCAGGCCGGAGAACAGUUUCGCACCGCCUGCAGUGCCCUGGCAGCUGCUGAAGCCCAGGCGCUUGGAGGCGUCCAAUGUGAAAUGCGAGCAGGCUACGGCACAGCCGCCAGCCGAAGCGAAGGCAGCGCGCUGUUCAUGACGGAAGGCAGAGAGGAGGCGUCCAUCAACGGGCAGGAGUCGGAGAUCGUCCUGGACAAGACUCCGGAGACCACGAAGGCGCGGUUUGAUCUGGCACUGUUGGGCUAUGAAGGGUUCCAGCAAAUGUGGAUGUCCCGUGUCUGA